GUCAAAACUCAAAAUACAUGAAUUUUGAGGUUAGGUAAUUGUGUUGGUUUUUCUAAAAAAACUUUAGUAAACAUCUAAUUAGUAAAAGAAAGUGAACCGUAAACAAUGUUAUCCCAAAACUCCUUGCUGAAACGUACUUGGCCAAUGGUAGUACAAUGUGCGGAGGCGCAUAGAAAACCUCGAUGGGUUCCAGUCGCAAAAAGUAAGAUAUUUCGUGUACCCAAACGUCCCGUGGUGUCAGAAGAAGAGCGUCUAGAGCUUUUACGGCUGCAUAAUAAUUAUAAAACUCAGAUGCGGGCUAUCAGAAGGUUCUAUCACGAGGAGAUGAUCAAAGAAAAACAAACACGGGAGAGUGCCAGUUCGGAGAUGUCUCAGCGAUUAGAGGCCGAGGAAUGGGCUCGGUGCGUUGAAUUAAACGAGAAAUGGAAUGCUCAGGUCGCAAUAGAACGAGAGGAGCGCAGGAAAGUGGAAGUGAACCAACUUGAGACAUAUGCUCUCAAGAGGAUGCAAGCUAUUGAUGAAAAACGGGUGAAGGUAAUCGCGAAAGCUUCGGAAGAAAUAAAACGACAGAAGGAACUGAGUUCAACAUUCAUAACUCCGGAAAAUCUGGAUGCAGCCAUAGAGCAUGCUCUAGCGAACCCCGCAGACUAUAACUUUGCCAUAGACCUUAAAGGAAAUAAGUAUUUAGGCAGAGACACACAGAUAACUAAACCAAAGGGGGCUGCAUCUACUGCCAGUGCUACUGCUUAGGAGAUAAAGCGUAGUUUGUAUUGUAAAUAACUUAGGUACAAUAAAGUAUAUUAUUUAAGAA
Molecule: messenger RNA, 811 nt
Organism: Spodoptera litura
Lineage: Eukaryota; Metazoa; Arthropoda; Insecta; Lepidoptera; Noctuidae
Gene: mRpS26
Product: mitochondrial ribosomal protein S26
Cellular component (GO): mitochondrial small ribosomal subunit
Source: RefSeq, a predicted model, not a curated record